Molecule: messenger RNA, 1940 nt
Organism: Selaginella moellendorffii
Lineage: Eukaryota; Viridiplantae; Streptophyta; Lycopodiopsida; Selaginellales; Selaginellaceae
Product: calcium-dependent protein kinase 26
Exons: 7
Coding region: 134-1858 (574 amino acids)
Biological process (GO): intracellular signal transduction; peptidyl-serine phosphorylation; protein autophosphorylation
Cellular component (GO): cytoplasm; nucleus
Molecular function (GO): calcium-dependent protein serine/threonine kinase activity; calcium/calmodulin-dependent protein kinase activity; calmodulin binding
Source: RefSeq, a predicted model, not a curated record
GUUCCUCAGGAAAGAGAGAGGAAGAGAAUGUCCUCGCUCACUAGUUUUAGUAGAAAGUCUAGGCUACUUGCUGAGUAGAAAGGCUCCAGCAGUCUGGAUUGACCGAUCAAAGUCGUGAUGAGAUGAGAAAGACAUGGGGAAUUCGUGCAUAGGAUCGGGGAGCCUAGCGGGCAGGAGCUGGCUAUUCUUCCAGGGCGGCUGGAUCGCGCAGGAGAGGGACAAGAUCGCGCAGGGCAGCUGGGAGGAGCCGGGAGGAUCCAAGCAAUCGACCCAACAAGCGCCGCCCACAAGCGUCAUCAUCGCGGAGGAGGAGCUCCAGGGCGGCGGCGCCGCUGCCAGGGCCAGGAAAGCGGUGGUGGUGGUGAUGGGCGAUUCCCGACCCACGGCGGCGGCGGCGGUGGUGUCGCCCCGCCAUGGCGGCCUCACAUCCUCUGUUCUUGGGCGGCGCACCGAGAAUGUCAAGGAUCUCUACGUGCUGGGCCGGAAGCUCGGGCAGGGCCAAUUCGGCACGACCUACCUGUGCACCGAGAAAUCCAGCGGCAAGCACUACGCCUGCAAAUCCAUCCCCAAGCGCAAGCUCAUCUCGCUGGAGGAUGUGGAGGACGUCCGGCGCGAGAUCCACAUAAUGCAUCACCUCUCGGGCCACCCCAAUGUGGUGGAGAUCAAGGGCGCGUACGAGGAUUCCAGCUGCGUCCACCUCGUCAUGGAUCUCUGCGCGGGCGGCGAGCUCUUCGAUCGGAUCAUCCAGCGCGGGCACUACAGCGAGAGCAAGGCGGCGCAGCUGACGCGCACGAUUGUGGGCGUGGUGGUGGCGUGCCACUCGCUGGGAGUGAUGCACAGGGAUUUGAAGCCCGAGAAUUUCCUGCUCGCCAAUGCCGAUGAGGAUUCGCCGCUCAAGGCCACGGAUUUUGGGCUCUCGGUGUUCUUCCAGCCGGGCGAGGUUUUCAAAGAUGUCGUGGGGAGCCCAUACUACGUUGCUCCAGAGGUUCUUCGCAAGCAGUAUGGACCCGAGGCCGAUGUGUGGAGCGCGGGAGUGAUUCUAUACAUUCUUCUAAGUGGAGUUCCUCCAUUCUGGGCUGAAACCGAGCAAGGUAUAUUUGAGCAAGUUCUCCAAGGCGACAUCGACUUUGAGUCGGAUCCAUGGCCAAAGAUCUCGGAGAGCGCCAAGGACUUGAUCCGCAAGAUGCUAACUCGCAAUCCACGCAAACGACUCAAAGCGCAAGAAGUUCUAACUCAUCCGUGGAUCAUGGAAGGAGGUGUCGCACCAGAUGCACCGAUUGAUUCCGCUGUUCUGUCUCGGUUGAAACACUUUUCCGCGAUGAACAAGAUAAAAAAGAUCGCUUUGAGGGUGAUAGCCGAGAGAUGCACCGAGGACGAGAUCGCUGGCUUGAAAGAGAUGUUCAAAAUGAUGGACGCUGAUAACAGCGGAGCGAUCACUUUCGACGAGCUCAAAGCCGGCUUGCAGAGAGUGGGAUCCAACUUGAAAGAGUCGGAGAUCCACGCUCUCAUGGACGCCGCUGAUCUUGACAAGAACGGUACCAUCGACUACACCGAAUUCAUCACCGCAACGCUGCACCUGAACAAGAUCGAGCGCGAGGAGAACUUGUUCGCUGCCUUCUCAUACUUCGAUCGAGACAGCAGCGGAUAUAUCACCAUUGACGAGCUCCAAAGCGCUUGCAAGGAGCACUACAUGGGCGACGAUUUGCUCGAGGAUAUGCUGCGGGAAAUCGAUCAAGACAACGAUGGAAGGAUCGACUAUAACGAAUUCGUGACGAUGAUGAGGAAUGGGAAUGGUGGCGUUGGAAGAGGGCAAAUGAGGAACAGCUUGAGCUUGAGGGACGUGAUCAUGGUUGGCUAGAAAUCUCAAAGAAAAAGAUAAAUUUUUUUCUUCUAUUCUGUAGAUCUUUCGAUUAUACAAAUUCCACAUUUGCCACGUUUAA